Spodoptera littoralis (African cotton leafworm) is the source of this 1032-nucleotide messenger RNA. Lineage: Eukaryota; Metazoa; Arthropoda; Insecta; Lepidoptera; Noctuidae. The record is from the annotation of a GenBank genome assembly.
AUGGAAAGCCAGAAAAUUUUACUAAAAUUAUGCUCUAUUCUAGUGUUACUACAUAUUACAAGUGCCAGCAACGAUGUAUCUUCAUUUCAAUUGCUCGCUCGAUUGUCAUUCCCUACCGUGGAGACGAAACCAUACAACAUGCCGCUCUCGAAAGAGAUUGACCCUCGACACAGCUACGCAGACGAGAAGUUUGAGAAGUUGCAGGAUUACUAUAACUACAUGAACGGGCGCAUGAAGGAACCACAUAACCCAGCUGAACGACGGGAAAUAAUGGAAAUCGGUUCAAAGAAAUUAUAUUCAUUCAUUGAUUCACAUAUAAAAGAUAUGAAGAGACUUUUAUUUGCCACGGAUAUGGCACUAAUGUCAAUGGUUCUGCUGAAGCUGAAUAAGAAAAUGGACACGUCUGAAGCUAAGAUCAAGUCAACACAAGCUAAAAUACCUUUUGGACUGUAUACGAGCCCUGAAUUCAAAUGUUUAGACACGUCAUACUACAUAGUAUCCGCUCAUAAUCAAGAAGACGCUCAGAUGAUUCUGUCAAGCGAAAGAAAACCCCAUUGCUACACUUUUAGAGGGGCAUUUGCCUUCAUCGGCUUCUACCAUCGACACUCGGAGACCACAUACGUUGGACCUCAUGCUGAACAGUUCCAGGCCAAAGAUCCGAGCCAGGGUCUGUAUUGCCACUCCGAUGAUAACUGGAGCGAUGCCCAAUGUAUUUACAAGAUAAACCCUCGCGAGGAGUUCCCAGAGUCCGUGGAGUAUGAGCCCAAGAUAUCUUACUUCUGCGGCCCCUACCGUUACUUCAUACCAGCCACAACUGAUGUUCGAUGCAUCUUCUCCAUUUUCGCAAUGAAUUUCGUCUUCCGAUUCGGUUAUGACGGAGUCACUUAUAAAAGCUCGGAUUUGUCCUUCAUGUACCAGAACGGGCAGGUAUUCUACACGGACGAGCCGUGGGCUGGCAUGUCUUGCUGGAACUGGGCGUGCAAGUGGCGCCAUAACCAGAACCAACGCUCUAAUGAGUUCUUUAUCAAUUAA